AUGAUUACCCAGUGGAAAGUACCAGAUACGGUAAAGGGUGUACAGUCAUUCCUAGGUUUCUACAACUUCUAUCGACGAUUUAUAAAGGACUAUAGUCGGAUUGCUAGACCCCUGCAUCACCUCACAAGGAAGGACGUCAGAUUUUUCUGGACUAGCGACUGUCAAGAAGCCUUUAAUACCUUAAAGACCGCGCUAAGCGAAGCACCAAUCCUCAAGCAUUACCAGCCGGAGUUACCAACGCGGGUGGAGACAGACGCAUCGAAGGGAGUGAUUGCAGGUGUCCUCCAGCAGAAGCAUAUGGACCUUUGGCACCCUGUGGCGUACUUUUCGAAAAGCAUGAAUGAUGCGGAACAAAAUUAUGACAUCCAUGACCAGGAGAUGCUGGCAAUAGUACGAUCCUUGACUGAAUGGCGUGCAGAGCUAGUGGGGCUACAACGAUCAGAGCGUUUUGAAAUCUGGACGGAUCACCAAGCAUUGGAAUACUUUAUGACUAAACGAAAGCUGAAUCGCCGGCAGGCAUCAUGGUCUAAGUUCAUAUCCCAGUUCCACUUCCUCAUCAAAUACCGGCCAGGAAAGGAAAACAUGUUGGCUGAUGCGCUAAGUCGACCAGAAGUCAUGCCUGGAGAUCCAGAUUCCCGGAAUCAAGUCCUCCUUCGACUAGAAUAG
This is a messenger RNA of Aspergillus calidoustus, 666 nucleotides long. Lineage: Eukaryota; Fungi; Ascomycota; Eurotiomycetes; Eurotiales; Aspergillaceae. The record is from the annotation of a GenBank genome assembly.